CAUUUGCAUCUUAUCUCUCUAGGCAAAGAAAAAACAAGCCAUCUCGGAAUUGAAAUCAGAAAAGACCCCGGUACUGGAGGAAGAGAAUGAUGCCUUUGUUACAGUUUCCGCCCCUAAAUCAUCCUCCCAAAAACUGAAAACAGACUGUGACCCCCCUGACCACUUUACAGAAAUUCAGCUGAAUGAUGACACGGGGACAUCGGAAAUAAAUCGGAUAAGCGAGUUGUCCUUGGCAGACUCUUCUGGCAUCAAAGAUGCAAAGGACAAAGAUGGGUCCAAAGAGCUGCCUGUUCCUGAGGGUCCGGACCCUACAAGAGAGAAAACCGAUCCCAGUGUUAGUUAUCCUGCACAUGACCUUGAAUUGUCCACCAAUGUGGCUCAAUGCAUGGAAAGGACAAGCCCCUCCUUGGACAACGAGACCAUAGAGGUCCCUGAAAUAAGACCUAGAGAGGUGGAUCGUGUCAACACUCCGCAUUUUGUGGAAGCCAAAGAGAUUCUGCAUUUGUCCAAGGUUAAGUCUUUGUACCCGGAGCUACCCGAGCCGAUCUUUGACCACACGAGCGCUGUGGCCACCAUUAAGCCCCUUGUCGCCAGUGAGAGGCUCUAUCCGGAGCUCCCGCAGCAGCCCAGGCCCGCGGCGUUUACUCGGGAACAGCUGAAGAUCUUCGAGCCGUGCUCUUGGCUGGAGAACGUGGACUCUUUCACCGAGGAGUUUGAGAGGAUCGCACAUCAGGACCGCCAUGAGUUCCACGAGCUACUGAUGAACUAUGGCCGGUGCAGGAAGCAGCUUCUGCUGGCCGAUUCCAAGCUUCAGAUCAUGAUUUCCGACUGGAAGAACAUCAAGAGCAAAGUCUGGGAUUUUAAGGAAGAGCACAUGACAGUACAGGGUCUCUGUGAAGAUCAAGCCAAGGUGGUUGGGUAUCACCACUAUCAGACGGCGGAGGUCAAUACGUCGGCACUGGCAGACAUGAAACGGCUGUUUGAGCUGAAGUCCGAUCACCUAUAUCAGACGUUCGCUCUGCACUCCUAUACAUCAGUGUUAUCUCGGCUGCAGGUUGAGUCUUAUAUCUACGGAAUGGUCAACAAUUCUCCCUUCCUCCGGUCAGUGGCCGUCUACCAUCCAGACUAUGCUCCUCAGAAGUUGGAGGGAUCUCACUCCGAUCUCAUCUUAUUGAAGGAAUGUAUCAGCGUUUUGUUCAGCUUCACCCGGCGCCUCAUCGAGGACACCCAGUUCCAGAACGACAUUCUGCUGUGGCUUCAAAAGCUGGUCUCUGUGCUGCUGAAGGUCGGAUGUUUGGGGGACCAUCUCUUUCUCCUAAACCAUGUCCUGCGCUGUCCUGCUGGCAUUAAUAAAUGGGCUGUCCCCUUCAUACAGGUCCGAGUUUUGCACAAUCCGGCCGGCGUCUUCCACUUCAUGCAGCAGCUUGCCGUGCUCAUGUGUCCGAUCAGAAACCGCACUGACUUCCUGUGUCACAUGAAACCCAAUGAGAGAAAAGGAUCCUCAUCGGGAAAAGAGUCUGGGAACUGGACACUGGUGGACGAGGGAGGCGAGGAGGAUGAAGACCCAGAGACCAGCUGGAUGUUACUUUCAGAAGAAGACCUUAUUUGCCUUUUGGGACAGUUCCCAUUUCAUGAACUUUUCAAGAAUGUUCUAGGGUUCAAUUCAAGAGGGGAAUAUUGCCCUGAGAAAACCACACCACAAGAAAUGAUGAAGAUCUUUGCCUUUGCCAACUCCUUAGUUGAGCUUCUGGCAUUGGGCUUGGAAACUUUUAACAGGGCGCGAUACCGUCAGUUUGUGAAAAGAAUCGGACGCAUUAUCAGGAUGACGCUGUGCUAUAUCAGUGACCACUGGGCUCUGUACUUGAGAAGUAACUGUGACAAGGAGCAGACCUCUGAGCUCUACUCGCUGGGGAAGCUGCAGGCCGUGUAUGAUGAGCUCUUCCUGACUACCGUUCUUCAUGUGCUGAAGGCCAAGAGGUUGGGGAUUUGGCUCUUCAUGUCUGAGAUGCCUUAUGGGACUUUGUCCAACGGCAUGCUUUGGAAGCUCUUCUACCUCAUGCACCAUGCGGAGAGCGAGAAUGUGGAGAGCCUGUACUCUGUGGUAGAUGCAGCCACAUGCAAGUCUUCUCUCAGCGAUCUGGUAAAUCAUGACAAAUUUGAGGCGUAUUUCUCCACCAUGAACACUUCAGAGGCCAUUUGUCUUCUUACCACAUUCGCCCAGAUGGCACAGACCAAGCAGUAUGAUAUAGACAAAGACCUGAUCAAGACCAUCACCUUGGCGAUCUAUGAAGUAUCCUAUGUGAGUCUGUCUACAAGAGAGGCUUAUUCCAAAGUGGGACGUGAGCUUCUAGCCUCUAUUACUGCUGCACACAGUGACCUCAUAUCCAUUAUCCUGGAACGUGUCCAAGAGACCAUCGAUAAAGUGGGAAUGGUUUCAUUGUACUUCUUUAAAGAAUUGCCUUUACACUGCUGGAAGCCGAGCGCCGCAGAAAUCGGCGUCAUCAGGAAUUGGCUGCUCAACUACAACCUCUCGGAAGUGGAGAACAAACUGGCUUGUAUCAUCCUGGAGGGCCUCAACUGGGGCACUAGUGACUCGGAAACUCUCUUCCUGGAUCACACUGUACAUAUAGAGGUGGCGCUGAUGGUUCUGGAGGCUUAUCAGAAGUUUAUCUCGGACAAGCCAUACACUGGAAUCAUCUCAGAGAGUAUUAAACAGGUUUCUUACCUGGCCAGCAUCGUCCGGACAGGACAGACCCCGGAAGCCUCCUUUAACCAGUGGGCCUGGGAUUUGGUCUUGAGACUUAAGUUACACAGGAACGAUCGUCCCGAGCAGCUGUGCGAUGCUGUGCCGGAUCUGACGGAAGCGAAUGUACUACAUCCCGUUCUGAAGGCCGUGAAAUCCAGCGUCCCCAUUGGCUGUUACAUUGCUCUGGCAGCGGCCUCGGCUGGGCACACUGUGGACAAGUUCUGCGCGGAAGGAGUGAUGAUGUUUGGGGACUUGGUGCAAGCGAGACAUCUGCGUGCCGUGGUCCAUAUUCUGGAUAAAAUCCUGCCCAUGUUUUACCCAUGUCCCAGCUAUCUACUGAAAAAUGAACUGUUCCUGUCCUAUAUACAGCUCUUCCUGCAGCUGGACAGCGGGGUUCCUCAGGGGAUGACUAUGCAGAUGACUCACAAGGUCACCCAGCACCUGACUUCCAUCAACUACGGGGAGAAUGUCAAGCUGCUCACUAACAUGGUCCAGACCCACAUUGCUGCAAGCACUAAUCCCAAUGAAGUGGGCCCGGUGGCGGUGCUGGAGUUCUGGACUCAGGUCCUCAUAAGUCAGCAGCUGUGGCACAGAGAUAAAGGCAGCCUGCACCUCAUGGACCAGCUCUGUAAAGCGGCAUUCAGAUACAUGGAGGAGGAGUGUGUGCAGAAACUGCUCUACCAACAGCACAAGGAUGCUCUUGGAUAUCACUGUGACCGCGGCAUUCUCUCCUCUUUCGUUGGCUGGAUUGUCGCCGGCAAUGUUACUCCUUCAUUUAUUGAUUCCAACUACAACCCUUCUCAGAUCUGGUUCUCAUGGACUGUGCUGAACACAGAAUCUUUGUUUGAAGAGGAUUCCCAACUACGGCGGGUUGUGGAAUAUGAGUUACUCAGCAAAUCGAUCUCACCAGAUCAAGCUCUUAAGAAAGCCCAGCAGCAGCUGAAGUUGCCCAUUGUGCCUUCUUUACAAAGGUUGCUGAUUUAUCGCUGGGCUCACCAGGCCAUGGCUACCCCAGCAGAUCACCCCCUCUUACCAUUUUUUUGGCAAAAGUUUUUCCUUCUCUACCUGAGCCGGCCAGGACCACAGUAUGGGUUACCGGUUGAAGGAUGUAUCGGGAAGAGGUUCUUCAGCAGCCCGGCCCACCAUCACCUCCUUAAACAGAUGAAGCGCCGCCUGAUAGAAGUUGCUGAUUUUCACCACUUGGCAAGCAAAGCCAUCCGAGCCCUCGGCCCCAUGGAUGGAUCUCCGGUCUUCUCAGACUCAGGGGGAAGCUCACCGGAGUGUAUGACGUCUCCAGAUCUGCACAAGGAGCUGGUCAAGUUGUUUAAUGUUUUUAUUGUGUGGCUGGAGGAUGACAAGUUUCAGAAAGGAGAUGUCUACAUACCAUCCUUGACCAAACAUUACGACCCGCACCGAUUGGCCAAGAUCAUGCGCGGCGAGCAGAAUCUAUGGAUGGAGUUUAUCAACAUGGAACGGAUCAUGUUUGAAAUUCAGGAAGCUGUCAAUGCUUGGACCCAAAUCAAGGUGGAGAUGGACACCAGUUUGCUGACUCCGGCUCUCACAGUGGAUACUCCACUCUCAGCCACAGUCCACAGAGGAUCCCGGAUGAGCCUCCCAUACCAGGCGGGGACGCCAAGAGAAGACCCCGCAAGGGAAGACGUUACGUGCGGCUUACAGGUGGUCACAGGUGCGAAGGAGAGAAUCCUGAUCAGCCUGAAGAAGCACAACGCCCCGGUCCCUGGUACUACAUUGCAACUGAUGAAGCCCCCCGUAUCAGCCAUUCCACCAUCUUGUUUUCUCAACUCCCAGGAUGCCAUGAAACUUGUGCACAAAGACCUGACAGUCCUGCAGCAGCAUGCCAAAACUUCCUCCAUGCGAGAGUCCCAACAAGUGGCCUUAGACGGUGAGAUGCUCGACACCAUCCCUAAACUCUACGUCAACAGAGAGGAGCAGAUCGAAAUGAAUAUAGAGUGCCGCAGCAACCACAGUAAGACCUGCAGUGGGCCAGCCGUUGUGAUGGUUAAGUUUGAAGGGAUGCAGAUGGAUGAGGCUGUGACCCAGCAGCUCCAUGUCCUUCGCAGAGAGAUGAAACAGCUGCAAGCCGAAGCCACCAAACCCACAGCACUCAACAUUAUAGAAACUGCCGUGCAUCUGGAGAACUUCAUCACGGCCCUCGUCAAUGCUUAUAAGGGGCAUUCUCCUGUGGAGAUACAGAAAAUCGGUAUUGGGGCCUUCUUUGCCGUGGUUGAGUUUGUGUGUGACGAAACGCAGCGCCACCCUCCUUCCCGACAGUUCUUCACCUCUUGUAUUGAAAUACUGGGACAGGUGUUUAUAAGUGGGACCCAGUCGGAGUGCCGGCCCAUACUCCAGACCAUUCUUCGUAAUCGGCGCCUCUGCAACCUGCUGUCUCCGUAUUUCACCCCGGCCGCCUCGCCGGGAGAAUUCGUACACUUGUACGGGAAGGUGGUGGAAGCCAUUUCUGAGGACAACAGUGACGUCAUCUUUAUGCUGCUCACCAAGUUUGAUCUGAACCAUUGGCUGAAUUCUGCGAAACCUUCCAUGUCUGAAGCGCAGCAAUUGCUGGAGUCUGUGCACCUGGCCCUGACACUCUGCGGCUUGGAACCCGAGGAAGACCUGCUGAUGCCCUUUAAUAUUUUCUGCAAACACUGGAGUUCCAUCCUCCGCUAUCAGUUCCCGGAUCACUACAGCGACUGCCUGCGGCUUCUCAUGCAGAGUUCCUCCGAACAGCUUCUGAGCCCGGAGUGUUGGAGAACGUCAUUGAAAGCUAUUGGAUGCUACAGCCCCAGAGUCCCCCCGAACAACGUGAAACCGGAUAACAAAGACCCGCUCAUGUUUCCAAACUGCACCAAUAAAACAAUGUUAUCGGCUGAGCAGGUCCUGGAGACUAUCAAAUGGCUUUCAGACUUCUUCUCCAAACUGCGUUUGUCCAAGACGGACUUUCAGAGCUUCGGCUUACUGUCCAAGUGGAGUCUGUACAUGGCGGAAGUGAAGAUCUUCCUAGAAUAUCUGGUGAAAAGUCUAAUAGACUACGAGGUCCUCGGCAUCAAACUGGAGCCCAUGGGAAGCCAUGCUGUGCAGACAGGACUGAAAUCGCUGCAUUCAGUGCUCACGGAGCUCUUCAAGCCCUGGAUGAUGGUUUUGGAUUCGGGAGAGAACAGCACUCAGCGCUGUUACCCCUGGCUAGAGAAUGACACGCCCACUGCAAUGGGAAUGGUCCAGCUGUUUUCUGAUUGUAUCCUCGCCCUACACCAGAAAUUCCAGGAUCACCUGCUGCCCGGCCAGCGAGGGGCGCUGUGGCUGCACCUAAUGCACUAUUGUGAAUCCUGUACGGCCCCCAUGAGCCCAGAGUACAUCCUAUUUGCCUACCACACAGAAUACAUAAAGUUACCCUGGAAAGACAUGUACCCCGACCAGACGCUGAUGGAGGAAUUCUUCAAAGUCGAGCGAGGUAGUCCCAAAAGUUGCUUCCUCUUCCUGGGAGCUGUGCUGUGCGACGUGAACUGGGUGAGUGUCCUAGCAGACGCCUGGGGUCCCGUUCCUCGCCCGGAAACGCACCGGAUGCUGGUCUGUCUCCUCUAUAUGAUGGUCUUCCUCACCAAAGAGGAAAAGCUCAUUGAUGAGCCGGGGGCUCCACUGAUCAAUCUCUUAGGGCAAGCCGGCACGUUGUCAUGGCACCUGGUGGAUGCCGUCUCCUACCAGAACGUCAUUGGGUAUUUCAGCAGCCAUUACCCACCUUCAGUGAUCCUGAGCUCCCAUCUGGCAGAUGAGCUCCUUUUGAAGCUGCUCCGAGUCUCCGCAGGACUCACCUCUUUUCCCGACUGCAGUAUCUAUUCCGAUGUGACUCCCAAGUGUCGGAUAUUUGUGCAGCAGAUGGUUCAGUUUUUGGGCUCUUUGGAACAGAGCAACAAAAUCAGCACUUCAGCCCUAGAGCAAGAGAUGUCCAAAUUGUUGGAUGACAUUUCCAUUUUCAGUCCACCAGAUCUGGAAAUGCAAAAGCGUCACAUGGCAGUGAGCAGUCUCUUCAUGGAACUUCUGAUGUUAAUGAACAAUGCCAGCGUGACCACAGCUGAGUCACUACGAGGGGCCCUGGUACAAUGGAUUGACUCUAAAGUACAAGGCUUGAUGGUCAUGCCUCUGCUGACUGCAGCUUGUCAGAGCCUGGCCUCCAUCAAACAUAUGGCAGAAGCCACUGAAGCCUGUAUCCUCUCCUACUUCAAGGAUGACACGCUUCAUAACCAGAACCCAGGCUGGGGUCCGAUACUGGCAUCCCUGCAAGUGCCAGAGCUCACCACUGAGGAGUUUCUACAGGAAUGCCUGACUCUCGGAAGCUACCUGACUCUCCACGUCUAUGUCCUACAGUGCUUAAACAAAGAACAGACCCUGACCAAUGAGCUGAGGGUGCUGGUGAGACUCUCCAAGUGGCUGGAGCAAGUGCAGCCAAGCUCUGUGAAUGACGAGCCCAAACUCUUCCUGUGGUUCCACAAAACUCUCCAGCUAUCCUUGAUCCAGGUGGAGCAGAAUGACAGCACAGUGACAGAUACAAUUAUAAGAAUAUUGCUGUCCUUUCAGACCAGACUGUGCUUUUUGGGAGAGGAGAGGAUGACGGCUGGGAUUCUGGGGGCCAUUGGACUCGGGAGGAAAUCGCCACUGUCUGCAAGAUUUCGGAUUAUCGCUCGUAGCUUGGCUGCCUUCAUUUUAGCUCAGAUUCCUGCCGAAAACCAAGUGCGCCUUAGGGCGGGAUCUGGCCUUUACAUGUCGCCAAAAGCUCAACAGGCUUUAGGUGCGGUGGAGUCUCUGACCUCGAGCAAGCAGUAUGCGGAGUACCAGGACCAGAUCUCCCAGGCCGUGCAGUUCAUCCGGUACCCAGGUCACUGCCUUCAGGACGGAAACACACUGCUGGCUCUGCUCAUCAACUCUUUGUACCCGGAAGUGCAUUAUCUGAAUAUCAUACGAUGAACUGCCAAUCUCCCACCCGUGGAAGCUUUUUUAAAAUGCUUUUCAGUUUUUGUAGCUAUUUAUAUCACGCAUUUCAUGUUUUUUACAACAUCCUGUAUAGGUGUGCUCACAUGUAAGAGACAUUAGAAGUGAAUGCAGAUGUAGUGAUUUAUUCUUAAAAGGGGGUUGUACAGGCAGAACAUCCAGCGCUUUUAAUAGAUAGGUAAGAGUUAAUAUUGUAAGUCCUGCUGUGUAUGUAGUGUGUGCAAUCUUUGUUUACAUACCUCUUCAUAAAAGUCGGUCACUGGGCUCAUUUACUAUUAGCCAUUAAUGAUGCAAAGUAAUCCACAAGGAGAAAGGCAGAACCCUCACCUCCUGCCGGCCAUUCUGUGCUUGGCAUAGUACAGAAGGAAUCAGUGCGAUACAGAACACAAAAGUAAGUGAAGUCUUACGUUACUGUCCAAUCACCCUUUGCCUAUCAACUUUUUAUGCUCAGUAUCAAAUUAAAAUGUCGGCUGUGAA
Rana temporaria (common frog) is the source of this 8224-nucleotide messenger RNA. RefSeq names its product ectopic P-granules autophagy protein 5 homolog (gene EPG5). The record is from RefSeq and is a predicted model, not a curated record. NCBI's taxonomy places the organism in Eukaryota, Metazoa, Chordata, Amphibia, Anura, Ranidae. Gene Ontology annotation, biological process: autophagosome maturation. Gene Ontology annotation, cellular component: cytoplasm.